GCCGCCGCCGGGCAGUGACGCGCGGCAGGCUCCAUCGGGCGGCAUGGAGGAAGCGGGCGGUGGAGCACCGGCCCCGGCGCUGGCAGAGCUGCAGGCGGACGAGUGUUAUGCUGACUUCUUCAGAGAGGACUUUGAUGUGAAAGCUUACACGUCGCAGUCGAUCCAUCAGGCGGUGAUAGCUGAGCAGCUCGCAAAGCUUGCCCAAGGUAUCAGCCAGCUGGAUAAAGAGCUUCACGUACAAGUUGUUGCAAGACAUGAAGAUCUGUUGGCUCAAGCAACUGGAAUUGAAUCCCUAGAAGGUGUUCUCCAAAUGAUGCAGACCAGAAUUGGUGCUCUACAAAGUACUGUUGAUAGAAUUAGAGCCAAAAUUGUUGAUCCCUACAACAAAAUAGUGUCUCGCACAGCUCAGCUAGCAAAGCUUCAGGCUGCCUGUGACUUGCUGCGGAGGAUAAUACGCAUCUUGCAUCUCAGUAAAAGACUUCAAGGACAACUACAAGGGGGAAGCAGGGAGAUAACAAAAGCUGCCCAGAGUCUCAAUGAACUUGAUUACCUUUCUCAAGGGAUAGAUCUGUCUGGAAUAGAAGUAAUUGAAAAUGACCUGCUUUUUAUUGCAAGAGCUCGGCUGGAGGUAGAAAAUCAGGCUAAAAGGUUACUUGAGCAAGGUGUGGAGACUCAGAGUCCUACUCAAGUGGGGACUGCUCUUCAAGUAUUUUAUAACCUUGGAACUCUGAAGGAUACCAUUGCUAAUGUGGUGGAUGGAUACUGCACAGUGCUGGAGGAGAACAUAAAAAAUGCUUUGGAUAUCAAAGUACUGACCCAACCAUCUCAAACUGUUACAAGAGGUGGCCCUGGUAGAGCUGCUAUGCCAACACCUGGGAACACAGCAGCUUUUCGGGCAGCUCUCUGGACCAACAUGGAGAAACUCAUGGAUCAGAUCUGUGCUGCUUGUGGACAGGUGCAGCACUUGCAGAAACUAUUGGCAAAGAAAAGAGAUCCUAUUUCACAUGUCUGCUUCAUUGAGGAAAUAGUUAAGGAUGGACAGUCUGAUAUUUUGUACAAAUUUUGGACUGCAGUAACUCAGACUCUUUCCUCUCAGUUUCAGUCUGCAACAGACUCUUCUAUGUUUUUGAAACAAGCUUUUGAAGGAGAAUACCCUAAAUUACUGAGACUUUAUAACGACUUGUGGAAGCGCCUGCAACAAUAUAGUCAAAAUAUUCAGAGGAAUUUUAACACAAGUGGAAGUCCUGAUCUCUUUACUGAACUACAACAAAUGGAGGAAGAUGCACAGGACAUAUUCAUGCAAAAAACCCAAGAUUAUGACCCAGAAAAGGCCUUGAAAGAUUCGCUGCAACAAUAUGAAGCUGCUUAUUUGUCAAAAUCCCUAUCUCGACUCUUUGAUCCUAUCAAUCUUGUCUUCCCUCCUGGAGGUCGGAACCCUCCCUCUUCUGAUGAGCUUGACAGCAUCAUCAAAACGAUAGCCAGUGAGCUAAAUGUGGCUGCUGUUGAUCCAGACCUCAGUUUAGCUGUGGCCAAAAAUGUGGCAAAGACCAUUCAGCUCUAUGGUGUAAAGUCUGAACAGCUUCUGUCUACUCAAGGAGAUGCCAGCCAGGUGAUUGGACCUCUCACAGAGGGACAGAGAAGGAACGUGGCUGUAGUUAAUUCACUACACAAACUACACCAAGCAGUUCUGAAGGUUGUUACCAAUCAGAACUCAUUCCCAGCAGCUGCUGAGGAAGCGAUCACAACUGCCUUGAAGGCAGUCCAUGAUCUAAUGGGUAGUGCUGUUCAACCAUUACUGAACUCUGUAGGAGAUUCAGUAGAAGCUAUUAUCAUCACGAUGCACCAGGAAGAUUUUUCUGGAUCAUUAUCCAGCUCAGGAAAACCAGAUGUCCCUUGUUCUCUGUACAUGAAAGAACUACAGGGUUUUAUAGGAAGAGUCAUGAGUGACUACUUCAGACAUUUUGAGUGCUUUGACUUUGUCUUUGAUAACACUGAAGCCAUGGCACAAAGAGCAAUUGAACUUUUCAUUCGCAAUGCCAGUCUAAUCAGGCCCCUUGGUGAAGGUGGGAAGAUGCGGCUUGCAGCAGAUUUUGCACAGGAGAGAAACAACCAUUUAAGACUUACCAAGCAGAAUUAUAUUUUGCUCUGCAGGGAUCUUCUUCCUCAUGGUUCUUCCCAGCUAUGAGCCCAUGGCUCCCACCAGCUCAGGGACAUCAGCUCCUACAGGAUGUCAGUGCUGUUGCCUGAAAAGAAACUGAAGAAAUCAGAGCUGCCAUUUGUUUUCCAAGGUCUGCUGGGAUCUUGUAUCAUUAUGCAGCAAAUCCUACUUAUAAGCUCUUCUUCUGGGCCGCUUGCUGCUUGUCCCAUGCAGCAGAAUGGAAGCUUCUUGGCUCCCAUACAUGCACAGAAGUGUGGAAGCAACUGGCUGACCUUGUGUUAAUCUUCAUCACCAUAUAGAGUUUGCGCUCCUCCCUGCAGAAAUCCUAAGGGUGAACCUGCGCGUGCUCAGCAUUGCUCACUUGUGCCAGCAAAUUCAGAACAAGGCACUGCAGCUGAGAAUUCCUCCUGAGCAAGAUGAUACUGGCAUCCCAUGGCAUGCUGAACGUGAGGCAUGUACUACAAAGCCUCUGGGCCCAGGGAGCAGCUUUGUGCUGCGGGAGCUUUACAGCUUUACCCAUCACCUUUCUGAGGUUCUCCCUCUCCAUGUGUGUAGAGGAAGUGUAGAUGGCAAGCUGGGGUGCUCUCAGUCUCCCAGAUUUGUCUGAUGGAGUGUCACCUACUGAGUAGUCCUACAACAUGACACACCUGACCUAAUUCAGAUAUUUCCCUCAGGGUUUCCCACAGCAGAAGUGGUUGUUUCUCUCCAGUGACGAUGAAGCUAAUUUACAGAUGUUGAGAACCAGUUGAGGGGACUCCCAUUAUGCACACAGAAUCUCAGAGUGGCUGAGGCUGGCAGUGCCCUCUGUGUUCCUCUGCCCAACCCCUGCCCCAGCAGGGACACCCAGAGCAGGGUGCCCAGGGACAGAGCCAGGCAGUUUCUGGAGAUCUCCAAGGAGGAGAUCCGCAGCCUCCAGACAGCUGUGCCAGUGCUCAGCCACUCACACAGCACCGUAGUUUUUCCUCAGCUUCUGAUGGCACCUCCUGUGUUCCAGCUUUUGUAUCUUGUUCCUGGGCAUCAAUGGGAAGUAUGCCAUGUAUUUUUUAAGUGAUGUGCUGCUGUUGAAGGUGGAUUGCAGGCCACUGCUUGCAGGAUGUGGUCUUGACUGGCAUUAACUGCUAAUAAAAUUUCUUCUAGUUUUAGAAGAACUGAGGCAACAGAGUUUCCCAUAUUGUCUUUGUUUAAGCUGACAGUGACAAGGAACCCCAGCAGUGCAGUCAGGUGCUUCUUGGGAGCUGGUGUUCCAGCUGAGAAAAUGAAAACUGGGAAAAGCAGCAGUAUUGAAGACUUCAUUGUAAAUACCGUAUUAUCACAAGUGCUUUGGAACAAGUUCAGUGGUGUUACUUAAAUGGGAGGCUAUUGUAUGGUGGUUUUCAUUUCUGAUCCUUUGAAGCGUUGUGAUUAUGCAUUACUUGGAAAUCAGUUUGAAUAAUUUUCUAAAUUGGGGAUUUUAAAAGAUCUACACGAAGAAUAAAAUUUGCAUCCCUCUGUUGACUGACACUUCAGGUAUGCAAAACAAAAGUCUUAAUCCACGUCUGGAUUUUCCCAAUGUUUCAUUUUUUUAGUGGUGGUGUUUGUAUUAUUGUACACGUUAACCAAAAUUUUGCCAGGUAAUGGCACUGAAGAGUUCAGUCUGGGAUCUGGAGGUGAAAUUGUUUUCUCACUUCUGUGUCUUAAGUGAUAAUGAUGGUUUUGUGAUGGGAAUUUAGUUACAUGUAAAUGAUGUAAGAACCUAAGCAGAAUCUGGCUCUUGUUUGUAAAGACAAGUGAACUGCAUAUAGCUUAAAAACUAGAGUUUAAAAAUUGCUUGUUUUUAAAGAUGGAUUCUCAGAACAGAGAGUGGACAGUUGAGUAAGAAAUAAUGCUGUUAUGGAUGCACUUUUGUCUGUGAGUCCAUGGUCGUAGGUUCCUGCUGCCUUCAAGUUGAUAUAGGUUUUGUGUCCUUGCAUUUAGGGCUGAGCAUUCAUGAAUGAACUACCUAAAUCUUCUCCUUCACCUAAGGAAAAGGUUUCCAGCUGAAAUAUGUAGGUUGCUCUGAAAGUAACGCUUCCUAUUUAUUGCCAUGCAAACUUCAACAGAUACCAAGAGCAAGAUAACACUAUUUGAUACAGCAAAUCCUCAACUACCAAACACUGUUUUCCAACAUAGUCACCACUGUUAGCUGUGCAUUUUUGCCAGCAAUAAACAGGAGCCUAUAUGCCACACUCAGAAAAAUUUGCAUGGCUGUUCAGAAAGUGGUUUGUCUUUCCCAUCGCUGUCGCCAGUGCUGAGAUGCACCACCCACCACCUCACUGUGCUCACAUCCACUGGUUGGUCUCCAUAAACAUCCAGCAAGUGUCAGUGAAUGUCAGUGGGUACAGUUUCUUCUGUGCGGAGGAAUUUGGUUCCACAGCUUUGUUUCAUCCACACUUCCAUGUCAGACCCCAUUCUGUCAGUCUGUCCCUCUGCUGCCAUCUGUCACUCAGCAACAAAAUGUAAUGGGAUAUUGGUGGGAAGGUUGAGCCCCUAUUGCCGUACCACCAACAUCCACCUCUGCUGUCAUGGGCCAAUAAAAUAAAAUAGCAGGCAUUACUUCUGGAGCAGCCCUUGUAUGUGUGCAUUUCUACUGCAUUUGUAGUGGUUUGCAGAAACCUGCCCAGAUUUCCUUUCUUCCCACUCUGACAUCAGAAUUUUGGGGCUCUUAAUGGAAGUGGUUCAUCAGGAAACUCAUCACUGUCCACAUGAGCUCAGACAAACAAAGCUUCAGCUGCAGGAAGCUCACAAGAGCAUGUCCCGUUUUUAUCUAUAGCUAUUGUUUGUGUGCUGCUUGCUGUGCUGCCAAGGAUGAGCAGAAGAUUUGGCUUAGGCACUGCAAUAUGAAAGAACAGCUUCUUGUCCCAAAGGCAGCCACCGGUGAGAAACUGAUGAGUUGGCCUGCAAGUCUGGGUUAUUAUUUAAAGGCAGACCACUGAAAU
This is a messenger RNA of Lagopus muta (rock ptarmigan), 5112 nucleotides long. RefSeq names its product component of oligomeric golgi complex 5 (gene COG5). The record is from RefSeq and is a predicted model, not a curated record. Gene Ontology annotation, cellular component: COG complex. Bases 44 to 2185 code for a protein of 713 amino acids. Gene Ontology annotation, biological process: intra-Golgi vesicle-mediated transport. NCBI's taxonomy places the organism in Eukaryota, Metazoa, Chordata, Aves, Galliformes, Phasianidae. The transcript is spliced from 20 exons.